AUGGAAGCUCAAGAGAUGAUACAAUUCCUCAAUCAAGUGGAGAGUCCGAUUAGGUUCACGGCAAACAUUAACUUGGCCUCCGUCCAAUUUUUGGAUUUGGAGAUAGCCAUUAAUGAUGAGGGACUGGCCUACCGCCUCUAUCAUAAACCCACGGACCGAAAUACCCUCCUACAUAAUACAAGUGCACAUCCCAAGGCACUGAAGAGAUCUCUACCUAAGGCUCAAUUUCUGAGAGUUAUACGUAAUAACUCAGAUGAGAAUAUAAUGGAGAGACAAUUGGAAGAGAUGAUGGUAAAAUUUCUGGAACGUGGUUACAAACGAGAUGAUCUAGUUAGGGCAAAAUUGGAGGCAAAGUCUGCCUGUCCAACUAAAGUUAAAAGUGAAUCUCAAAGGUUAGUUUUUCCUGUAACGUUCCAUGAUGCAUCCCCAACGAUAUCUAAAAUUGUUAAGGACAAUUGGAAUAUGCUG
This is a messenger RNA of Pelobates cultripes (western spadefoot toad), 468 nucleotides long. NCBI's taxonomy places the organism in Eukaryota, Metazoa, Chordata, Amphibia, Anura, Pelobatidae. The record is from the annotation of a GenBank genome assembly.